Molecule: messenger RNA, 1026 nt
Organism: Annulohypoxylon maeteangense
Lineage: Eukaryota; Fungi; Ascomycota; Sordariomycetes; Xylariales; Hypoxylaceae
Exons: 3
Coding region: 1-1026 (341 amino acids)
Source: RefSeq, a predicted model, not a curated record
AUGGCUGAGGAAACGCCGCCGGAUGAUCAUGCAAGCCCCGGAGGCAAACUAUUCAACACUGCAAUUUCCGAUUUCGCUUCCACCUAUGUCAAAGCAGAAUUGCGUCAGUUGACUCGCGAGCGAGAUGAUGCCUUGGCGCGAAGUCAUGUUCCUAAGCUGCGAGCACUGCUGAGAGAGGUGGACAUGGAGCGUCAGGCCUUCGACCAAGAUAAGGAAAAGCUGAUCAGAGGUUUGCGUAAGAAGUUGGAACUCCUUGAGGUCGACCCGGACAUUAUUGAAACAACAAUCUCCGAACUCACUCCAAUGAUGCCCAAGUACCUCAGUAUUAUUCCAAGUGCUUCGACCCUGACAAUACGCCCCCCAACGCCUUUCUUGUCGCCUAUUCGCGACAACUAUUUUAGCACUGUUCUUGACGCCGAUCUCUUAUCAGGUGUACCCCCCUCGGCUUCGCAAAUUCUCGACCAGGGAGCCGCCAAUAUGGUCAAGGAACGUUGUUCAAGCCCUACGAAUAUCAACGUAUCACCUACCACGGGUCCAAAAAUCGUUCACCGAAUACAGGACCAGAUCUUAUCUGAGAGCUCUGCUGUUAAUAAAACCCCCAAGCGAGCUGGAUUUGAUGGAGAUGGAAACACAAGCGCAAAGAGACGGAGAGUAGAUAGCGGAAAGGUUCUAAGCCAUAUACAAUCUGACAUUUUCCGAAAGAUUGCGUUUCCAAAUUUGGAGACAGGGGAACGUAUUUUUCGUCAUGUGAAUCGUCCUGGUUUAUUUGUCAUUCGAUGUAAUCGAUCCAACUGUCAGGCUGGAUUCUUCACGGAUCCACCUCUAGCCUAUAACAGAGCUUUGAAGCAUUUCCAAAAUCACGGGGAGACAGGGAAAGAUGGGGAUGAAUUAACUAACGAGUAUAUUUUCGAAAACUUUGCCUGCGAAAUCGAGGGUUCUAGCAUGGUCUCCAAGUAUUGGAUUAAGGAGCAUCUUGGACCAUCGCCGCAUACAUGUGCGUAUAAACAUUUUGCUCAUAUACCUUGA